This is a messenger RNA of Cetraspora pellucida, 510 nucleotides long. Lineage: Eukaryota; Fungi; Glomeromycota; Glomeromycetes; Diversisporales; Gigasporaceae. The record is from the annotation of a GenBank genome assembly.
AUGAAAAAAUAUUCGAAUAACAUACUCAUUCGUAAAGAUAAACAAAAUUACUUCGAAAAGUGGCAGAUCUUUAGAGGGUGGAAUUACGGAUGUAAGCAUUCUCGUUAUGCUCAAGAGGCUUUAAUCCAUGUGAACAAAUACCAUUUCAAGUUGUACAAAAUCCUGAUACGUGACUAUGUGAAUACUCUAUAUCGAGGAUCAAAAACAAAAUAUAAUGAUAAAUCUCCAAAAUUUAAGAUUUUUACUAUUCGGAAUUUUAUAGUUGUGCUUCACAAUAUCAUGCAUACACAUGAAUAUUUUAAUCGAAGGCAUAGUGAAUGGAGUAUUAUAGGAUUUCUAAAUGAAAGUGACGAAGAAUCGUUCCAACUGAAGAUCGGUGUCUAUUUAAAAAAUCUCAAGAACAUUAUUAACCAUGAACAAGGGGCGAGGCGUGACAAAGCACAGCUUCUCUAUGAUAAUUAUAAAAAGGCAAAUAAAAGCUUUUUUAUUGGAAAUGUAGGUUGGGAGUAA